Messenger RNA from Sinocyclocheilus rhinocerous, 305 nucleotides. Its product is annotated as ATP-dependent 6-phosphofructokinase, platelet type-like. The record is from RefSeq and is a predicted model, not a curated record. Lineage: Eukaryota; Metazoa; Chordata; Actinopteri; Cypriniformes; Cyprinidae. The transcript is spliced from 3 exons. Gene Ontology annotation, biological process: canonical glycolysis; fructose 1,6-bisphosphate metabolic process; fructose 6-phosphate metabolic process. Gene Ontology annotation, molecular function: ATP binding; AMP binding; fructose-6-phosphate binding. Gene Ontology annotation, cellular component: membrane; 6-phosphofructokinase complex. The annotation marks the transcript as partial.
CCUGUUUGUUUGUUGUAUUGCAGACGCAGGAGGUCCAGAAGGCCAUGGAUGAAAAGCGAUUUGAAGAAGCUGUAAGGCUGCGUGGCAGAAGUUUCGAAAACAACCUGAACACUUAUAAACUCUUGUCUCAUCGAAAAAUUGAUUCUGAACUUCCACAUAGCUCAUUUAAUGUGGCUGUGUUGAAUGUUGGCGCUCCUGCAGCUGGCAUGAAUGCAGCCGUGCGUUCGGCCGUCAGGGUUGGGAUCACCGAAGGCCACACUAUGUUUGCUGUUAGUGAUGGGUUUGAGGGCUUCUAUAAGGGACAG